CAACAAACGCUCAUUAUCCCGCUGUGUCGUCACUUUUAUGGGGAGAUAGGGGUGUGUUAUCUUGUAUCUUGCGCACAGCCAGGCGAGGUUGGAGAACCAGGCAGAGCAACAAGCCAGAGCGUCACUUGCUGCAGGAUGUGAUGCGCAUCUGACACCAUGACGGACAGGGACGAAGACGAGCGGGACUGCAGAGCUCUUUCUCCAGAGGAUCUUUCCAGUCUGAGGUCAGAAGAAUGAUGCUCAGUCCUGACCAGCCUGAGUCCGACCUGCCCUGGGGACAAACAGACACAGAGACCCUUCUGGACACUUUCAAUGUGCAGUGUGGGUCUGUGCCAGCUGAACCUAAGGAUGGAGAGGGCAAGGCGCGCUCCUUGCACGUGCCCAACCUCAGCAGAGAGGAGAAGAGGAGGAGGAGGCGCGCCACAGCUAAAUAUCGAUCAGCCCACGCCACCAGAGAGCGUGUCCGUGUGGUAGCCUUCAACAUGGCCUUUGCAGAGCUGAGAAAACUGCUCCCAACACUUCCACCAGACAAGAAGCUGUCCAAGAUUGAGAUACUGCGACUGGCGAUUUGUUACAUCUCCUACCUCAACCAUGUGCUGGAUGUUUAGGACCAACGGGAGGACUGAGGCAGGAUGUUUGGAGGAACGAUACUGGAUACUGAUACCAGGAGAUCUGAGGAAUGCUCAAAUAAUAAGAUUAUAAGGUUCUAUUAAACUAAUAUCACAUUGCCGACUACUGUAUACAUACCAAUUACAGUGAUGUCACACUGAUUUUUUUUAUCAUGGGAAACAGUUGCAGGACUACAGACACACUGUCAUCUAAAAGAUGAAAAGACGUAUGUAUUUGUGUCGCCAAACUACUAAAACAUUGCAGUGC
Molecule: messenger RNA, 876 nt
Organism: Epinephelus fuscoguttatus (brown-marbled grouper)
Lineage: Eukaryota; Metazoa; Chordata; Actinopteri; Perciformes; Serranidae
Product: helix-loop-helix protein 2-like
Exons: 2
Coding region: 234-608 (124 amino acids)
Biological process (GO): regulation of transcription by RNA polymerase II
Molecular function (GO): protein dimerization activity; DNA-binding transcription factor activity, RNA polymerase II-specific; RNA polymerase II cis-regulatory region sequence-specific DNA binding
Source: RefSeq, a predicted model, not a curated record